AUGGGUCCGUGGAUCACGUUCACUAGCCCAUACGUUCUGUGGUCAUGUUCAUUGCCAUUGCCCAUUGCCCAUUGGUCAUAUAAAGUAGUCGGUUUGAGGUCUCUUUGUAGGGGUGUCGUUCUCUGGGGUCACCGCCUCAAACACCUUGUAAUGGCGCUCGAGAUCGUCGGUGAUAGUAAGCACCAGAGCGAUGUUUCCGCAUCGAUAACAGUAGUUGGGUGCCAGCCACACCGUCACCAAUCCACCAUCAAACAUCUCCUUGUAGCCCUCCAUGACAAGCUGGUGUGCUCGCGCUAUGAGCGACACGUCGUUGCGGUGAAGAAACUGCUGUACUUCGUUGUUUCCAAAGAGAAACCCAGCACCGCGUGGCAGAAUCGCCCACCCUUGUACGUCCUCUGGGUCCAGCCACAAGAGAUCACACAUUCCCCCUUCGUGGGGCACUUCUUGUUUUCGGUCAAUGACACGGAUUUGGUCCACGGUGUCGAUAUCAGGACUCAAACCGCCGUGAAUACAAAACACCGCCCCGCCCACAAUGGCACCAAGCGCCAAAUAAUCAAACACUUCGCAGCAGUAUCGCCACACAUUUACACUUCCAUACUUGCGCACACACUCGUCGUAGAACCCGUACACGGUGGUGAUUUGUCUGCUUUCAUGAUUGCCUCUUAUCAACGCAAUUCGAUCAGGAUAUCGAACUUUUAA
Messenger RNA from Meyerozyma guilliermondii ATCC 6260, 699 nucleotides. RefSeq lists its product as uncharacterized. The coding region runs from base 1 to 699 and encodes 232 amino acids. The record is from RefSeq and is a predicted model, not a curated record. The transcript has a single exon. NCBI's taxonomy places the organism in Eukaryota, Fungi, Ascomycota, Pichiomycetes, Serinales, Debaryomycetaceae.